CCCUCCCACAGACCGAUGGCACACACCGACGCCGGAGUUUCUAUCUCCGGCAAGAAAACAAAGAAGCUCUUCCUCUUAGCUCUCUCCGCCACGCUUCUCCUGGCCGCCGUCAUCGGCAUUGUCGCCGGAGUACUCAAUGCCAGCCAUAAGGAGAAUGCCGAGCAGGCGGCGGUGGUGAGAAACUCGUGCGCCGUGACUCUGUAUCCCGAACUCUGCCACUCGACGAUUUCCUCAGCCGUGGCAAAAACUCCGGCGAAGGUUUCAAGCCCCAAAGACGUAAUCCAAGUGUCGCUGAACAUCACAAUCAGCGCCGUGAAGCAUAACUACAACAGCAUCAAGAAGCUCACGAAGCUGAGGAAUCUUUCCAAGCGAGAGAAGAUGGCUCUCCACGACUGCCUCGAGACCGCCGACGAGACGCUGAACGAGCUCUAUGAGGUCGUCGAUAAUCUCCACGACUACCCCAAGAAGAAAUCUCUGUCCAAACACGCCGACGACCUCAAAACUUUGCUCAGUUCCGCCAUCACUAAUCAGGAGACUUGUCUGGACGGAUUCUCACACGACAAAGCCGACAAGAGGGUGAGAAAGUCGUUAGAAGCAGGGCAGGUUCACGUCGAGAAGUUGUGCAGCAUUGCAUUGGCGCUGAUCAAGAAUCUCACCGACACCGACAUUGCAAAUCACAACAUCAACAGGAAGCAGCUCAUGGAGGACAACGUCGACGGCGAUGCAAUUAAUUGGCCGGAUUGGAUGUCCGCCGCUGACAGGAGGCUCUUGCAGGCCUCGUGGUCGGCGACGCCGGACGCGGUGGUGGCAGCCGAUGGGAGUGGGGAUUUCCGGACGGUAUCGGCGGCGGUUGCGGCUGCGCCGGCCAAGAGUAGUCGGAGAUAUAUAAUAAGGAUCAAGGCGGGGGUAUAUAGGGAAAAUGUGAAUGUGCCGAGUAACAAGAGGAAUAUAAUGUUUUGGGGAGAUGGAAGAACCACCACCAUUAUCACCGGAAACAGAAAUGUCGUCGACGGCAGCACCACCUUCAACUCCGCCACCGUUGCGGCGGUGGGAGGAGGGUUCUUGGCGAGAGACAUUACCUUCCAGAACACUGCCGGACCGUCGAAGCACCAAGCGGUGGCUCUUCGCGUCGGCUCUGAUCUCUCCGCCUUUUACCGCUGCGACAUGCUCGCCUACCAAGACACUCUCU
Messenger RNA from Momordica charantia (bitter melon), 1189 nucleotides. RefSeq names its product pectinesterase. Gene Ontology annotation, molecular function: pectinesterase activity; enzyme inhibitor activity. NCBI's taxonomy places the organism in Eukaryota, Viridiplantae, Streptophyta, Magnoliopsida, Cucurbitales, Cucurbitaceae. Gene Ontology annotation, biological process: cell wall modification. The record is from RefSeq and is a predicted model, not a curated record.